Spirometra erinaceieuropaei is the source of this 1215-nucleotide messenger RNA. The record is from the annotation of a GenBank genome assembly. NCBI's taxonomy places the organism in Eukaryota, Metazoa, Platyhelminthes, Cestoda, Diphyllobothriidea, Diphyllobothriidae.
AUGGGAUCCUUUGCCCGGGAUAGUGCUGCGCGUAAGGAGGACGCCGGCUUGUGGACAAUGCAGAUGCCAAACCGGUUUAGUUGUCGGGCCAUCACGUCAGAAAUUCCUCGCAUAAAUGCCACCGCCAAACAUGCUCGUAUGAAGAAGCGGGCCGAUCUUCAAGAGAAGCUCCAAGCACUCCUCCGUCCUAUCAAUGACAGUAACAUAUCGACGAGAGUUGUCAACCUUUCGAAAAGGGCUCUCAAACCCGCCGAAUCAAGCCUAUUGUCUAAAGGAAUACGGUUCAGUCAUGUCGAUGCUGCGCCUACAAACUUCUUAGCGAACCUGGAAUCCCUCCUGUUAAACUCAUCCAUCCCUGAAGACAUUCGUGCGGACAUACGCAACUGUGCGACCGGCCUCCUCCGGAAAAGAAGACAUCAGCAAACCUUGCCGAUGGAAGAGGAGAAGGGAUUACGAUCCCUGAGGUCAGACGACAGUAUCGUUGUUGUAUCUGCUGACAAAGGUGGUGCUACUGUCAUUAUGGACAUGACUGACUAUAUCAAUAAGGCCAACCAGGCCUUUAAUGAGAGAGAGGCCUAUACCCCAAUUGCUGAGGAUACGACGAAAAAGCAGGCCGCAUCUAUAAAGAAGAAGGUGAACGAGCUCACUCGUAAAAAGCUCAUAAACCCCGCGGACUCCAAAUUUCUGACUCCCAACGACACCCGUAUCGCACGUGCUUAUGGCCUCCCAAAGGUGCACAAAGCAGGUGCCCCGUUGAGGAUCAUAGUGCCGCUCAUUGGAUCGCCUACAUAUAACCUUGCCAAGUGGCUGUACAAGCACCUAAAGCAUCUCACGAAUGGAUGGCAGUAUAGCAUCAACAACACUCAUGCUGUUCUUCAGAGGAUCCAAGGCCUUAAUGUAAGCCCUGAUGAAUGCAUUUUAUCGUUUGAUGUAGUUGCUCUGUUUUCCUCAAUACCGCAUAACUUGGCCAUUGAGAGCGUAGCUCGACGCCUAGAGGAAACUCCGAUUGGCAUUCCAACAGAGCACGUUUUAGACAUGCUUGGGCUUUGUCUUAAGAACUAUUGUCCAUUCGAUGGCAAGUAUUACCAGCAGGUCAAGGGCACCCCCAUGGGUUCACCGAUAUCGGGCCUACUCGCCGAACUAGUCUUACAAAGACUAAAAGAAGUUGUUAUUCAAGCCAUCAGACCAAAAAAUGUGGCUCCACUACGUAGAUGA